AUGGUGGAGAUGUGGCGAUUUGGAAUAUGGGCGGCUGCAGUUCUAGCCGCCAGCCUGGAUGAUACUGAGGUGACGACGUGCGUGCUAAACCUGCCACAGUGCAUUCAGCUUUUGUCCGAGGACGAGGCAAGCCAGGAACAACUUGCGGGACAUCUGUUGCAGAACUGGCUGCAGCGGGUCUCCGCUGAUGAUGCGGACACAGAGCAGCCCAAUUCGCUUCGCUCUGAGGCGCUGCGGACACUCCUGGACCUAGCCACCGCGACGGACCAGCACCCACGGAUGGCUCUUGGCUUGGGUCAGGUGUUGCAUUCCUUCUUCUGGUGGGGCGACCAGCCACGUGAAUCUGCGGGGCUUGCGAGCCCCAGCCUUCAGGUCAUGCAAGAGUCCUUCCUUCUUCACGAGAGGGCACUGGCCGUUGCAGGCUGCGACCUAUCCGAUCUGGAGACUGAAGAGUUUCUCUUGAGGAAAUGUCCCUGGAGAUGGCGUUUCGUGCUGCUCAUCGGAGUGGAGCUGGGGCUGGAACUUGCGCGUGGCGGCCAGGAUUCCUCGGACGUUUUCACUACAGCUGCCGAUUUCUUCGCCCGCCUGGCACAGCUCUGGCUGCUGCUGAAGCGCCUUCCCUUUUUCGCUGAGAUGACAACAAAUGGCCCCAUGCAGUUGAAUCAGAAUGCAGACUUCUUCCCAACGGCUCGGCACUGGCCGAUCUGGCCACGCGAACAUUGGCCAGAUCUGGGCACCUUCGUCGAGAGGCACUCCGCGACCUUCCGGGCGGGUCUCGAGGCCCUCUUACAAGAAGAUCCCGAGGGCCAUCAUUUCGGUGCUACAGCGCGCUUUCAGAGCGGUUUGACGCCCAGGAAGGAGGACUGGACCCGGAUCAAACUCAUCCACAGCGGAGGACAGUCCGAGCUCUGCAGUCUCCCGUUCUUGCAGCCCAGCUGCGCCUUGCUGGCGCAGAGGUCAGAGUUUGGGCCAGCUUGCGGAACCUAUUUGUCGGGUGCCUCGUUUGCGCGCCUGAUGCCCGGAGCUCAACUCAAGCCACACUUCGGCACGCAUCCGCGACUCACGUUACAUCUUGGACUUCGCGCACCGAGCGGCGCCACCUUGACUGUUGCUGGGCAGGAGGUCCCAUGGAGCAACGGCAAGGUCAUCAUAUUUGAUGAUACCUACAUGCACAAGGUCCAGCACCGAGGUGAUGAAGCGCGCUACAUUCUUGUGGCGUGGUUUUGCCAUCCUUGUGAUCGUGGAUGGCGCGAGGAUCGAGGUGGAGCUUGGCUGCAAGCCAACCCAUUGCCCGAAUGGUGUGGUGCCGGUGGUCCAGGCUACAAAAGCCCCCCGGUGCCGGGUUAUUCUGAGCAGUUCUGA
Messenger RNA from Symbiodinium natans, 1362 nucleotides. NCBI's taxonomy places the organism in Eukaryota, Dinophyceae, Suessiales, Symbiodiniaceae. The record is from the annotation of a GenBank genome assembly.